AUGUGGGUGGAGCAUCCAGAAUUUAUUGGUUUUAUAAAGCAGGUGUGGGAUGUGCCGGUGAUUGGGAUGGGGCUUGUCAUUCUUGCUUGUAAGCUUAAAAAGGUGAAAGUGGCUCUUCGUGAAUGGAAUAAGCGAGUGUUUGGUAGGACUAAUACCCAUAUUGAAUCUUUGGAAGCGAAGGUUGAGGGUCUGGAAGGUUGUCUGCAAAGAGAGUGGGAUAUUGAUGCCGAGAGGGAGCUUGUGCUGGCUUUGGAUGAAUUAAAUUCUUGGAGACGUAGGGAAGAUAUCAGAUUAGCUCAAAUGGCUAAAAUAAAAUGGAAUAUGGAAGGUGAUCGUAAUUCAAAAUUUUGUCAUGUAUGGUUAGCUAAUAAACGACGUAAAAGAAUCAAAGGGAUGAGAACUCCGGAUGGGGUAGAGUUUAACUCGCCAGAAGAAAUUCAUAAUGGAGCUGUUGAGUAUUUUGCGGAUUUUCUUAAAAAUACUAACCAGUCACGAGUACUUCCGGAUUUAUCAGAUUUGAUUUCACCUGUUAUUGAUGUUGAUGAUUGUACAUGUCUUUGUCGUACCCCUUCAUUGGAUGAAGUAAAGGAGGCUCUGUCUUCGAUUCUUAUAAACAGUUCUCCUGGGCCAGAUGGUUUUGGAGCAGGUUCCUCAAUCAAUUAUUAA
Juglans microcarpa x Juglans regia is the source of this 666-nucleotide messenger RNA. RefSeq lists its product as uncharacterized. NCBI's taxonomy places the organism in Eukaryota, Viridiplantae, Streptophyta, Magnoliopsida, Fagales, Juglandaceae. Bases 1 to 666 code for a protein of 221 amino acids. The record is from RefSeq and is a predicted model, not a curated record. The transcript is spliced from 2 exons.